AUGGAGAAUGGGAAUGAAGGAGCACCUCAGUCUCGGGUGGAUAACCUUGGAUUUUGGAAUGUUAGGGGCCUAAAUAGUCCAUGGAAGCAUUUUGAUCUUAGGAAUUUUAUCCAAAGUCGGAAUGUUAGACUAUUUGGCUACCUAGAAACUAGGGUGAAGACUGGUAAUUUCGCAAAAGUCUACCCUAGAGUAUGUCCAAAUUGGUCAAUUGUUACUAACUAUUCAUCUCAUUAUAGAGGUAGGAUAUGGCUGGUGUGGAGUCCUUCUUAUUUUACUGUUGAUGUGAAAAUGGUGACUGAGUUGAUGAUCUAUGGUGUAGUUAGUCAUAAGGCAUCUAGAGCUCAGUUUUGUUUGAGUUUGGUAUAUGGUCAUAAUGAUAAGGAAAAAAGAAGUGAAUUGUGGAAUGAUUUGAUCAAAUGCAGUAGAGAUGUCAUGAAUACUCAAUGGGUGGUGAUGGGAGAUUUUAAUAAUGUCUUGAAUUUGAAUGAAAGAAUAGGUCAACCUAAUCUAUUCAGUGAAAUUGAAAGAUUCAGGAAUUGUGUGGAUAGUUGUGGUUUGGAUGAUGUUAAAAUGACUGGUCCAUUUUAUACAUGGUCUAAUAAACAGCAGGAGGAGGAUUAUGUGGCUACAGAAUUUGAUAGAGUGUUAGUAAAUGGGCAAUGGGAAUGUGAUUCUGAAAGGUUUCUAAGUAUAAUUGAGGAGGUUUGGAGGGAGCCUACUGUUGGUACUAUGAUGUUUCAAGUUGCCUCUAAAAUGAAGAAACUGAAAAGGGCUUUUAAAGCAUUGAAUAGGCACUAUUUCUCUAAUAUUGAGAUUGAGGCUGAUGCUGCAAAAAAAAAUCUUGAUGAACUUCAAUUGAAACUCAAGAAAGAGGAGGCGUCAACUGCUGAGGAGUUGGUGGCUAGAGAAGUAUUUAUAAGAUUGAAUAAAGCCAGAAUGAGUUUCUUAGCUCAAAAGGCUAAAUCUCACCGGAUGAAUGAGGUCCAGGGAGAAAGUGCUAUUACUGAUGCCUUUGUAGAAUACUAUCAAAAGUUGCUUGGUAGUGCAAAUGGGGUAAGAAUGAAAAUUGGAAGGAGAGUGAUGAAUCUGGGUGCAUCAUUAAAACAAGCUCACCAAGAGUUACUUUGUAUGAGUUUUCAGAAGGAAGAGGUGAAGAAUGCAUUGUUUGAAAUUGGAAACAAUAAGGCUCCUAGCCCUGAUGGGUUCACUAAUCUUUUCUUUAAGCAAGCAUGGCAUAUAGUGGGAGCUGAAGUGACUAAGGCUGUUUUAGAUUUCUUCAGUGGAAUCAAAAUGGUUCUCCCAGGGUUGAUAAAUGAAGCUCAAAGUGCAUUUGAUAUCUUGAGGGGUUAUAACAGGAGAAAUCUUUCCCCUAGAUGCACAAUUAAGGUUGAUCUUCAGAAAGCUUAUGAUUCUAUUGACUGGGGUUUCAUUCAGGACAUGAUGAGUGGUUUGGGUUUUCCAGAGCAGUUUACUAGGUGGGUGAUGGAAUGCAUAACAACACCUAGCUACACCCUGCAUGUGAAAGGAGGUAACCAUGGCUUCUUUAAAGGAGCUUCAGGAAUCAGAAAAGGUGACCCCAUCUCACGUCUCAUUUUUGUGAUUGGAAUGGAAUAUUUGUCAAGGCUACUGAAGAAGAUUGCAGACAAGGAGGAAUUCCGGUUUCAUUACAAAUGCAAGAGACCACAGGUUAAUCACUUGAUUUUUGUUGACGACCUAAUGUUAUUUUGCAAAGGUAACCUCAAUUCAGUGCAAUUGUUAACUCAAGCUUUGCAGCAUUUUGGUCAAGUUUCUGGUUUAGUAGCAAAUCCAGAAAAAAACUGCCAUAUAUUAUGUAUCAUAUUCAUGGAUCCUAAUUCUCGUGGACCACCUGGUUUUUCCAAAGAUGAGGAGAUUGAGACAAUUGGGUCCAACAAGACUACAAUAGAGAGUUCUCUUGUUGUUUCGAGCAAACUUAAACUAAAGAAGCAAUCUCCACCAGAAGCUAAGUAUUAUGCUGACCCUUCUCAUAACACCUCUAAUGCUAUUAGUCACAUUGAAAAAUGGUCUGCUUAUGUUAAGCACAAAGCUGAAAAUCCUAAUGUGUGUUCUGAUUAUGAUCAAAAACUUAUUGUAAAAUGUUCGCCGAAGCCAUAA
Messenger RNA from Beta vulgaris subsp. vulgaris (sugar beet), 2133 nucleotides. RefSeq lists its product as uncharacterized. The transcript has 8 exons. Bases 1 to 2133 code for a protein of 710 amino acids. Lineage: Eukaryota; Viridiplantae; Streptophyta; Magnoliopsida; Caryophyllales; Amaranthaceae. The record is from RefSeq and is a predicted model, not a curated record.